AUGGGCGCACCUUCAGCGAUGACGUCGCCAGACGCUGUGCUCAACGGCCGAAAGGCUGGUUGGUUCCAGAAUUCAGCCAUUGUCAAGCUCAACUUGAUUCUGCUUCUAUCGAUGAUCUCCAGCUAUGCUACGGGAUUUGAUGGCUCGAUGAUGAGUGCGGCGACCACGACUCUUCCAUUGAGGUGGCCUCCUCAAUGCGAUACAGAGCGUUGGGCAAUUGGUAGCGCUUUUAUCAAUCAGCCAUUCUGCGCUGUUGCUUGUGAUUACUUCGGCCGCCGUGCAACACUUGUGGGGGGCGCUUUUCUCAUGCUCAUUGGAGUAGCACUUCAAGGCGGAGCUCAAAACACUGGAAUGUUCAUCGCCGCCCGUGGCCUCCUUGGAUUCGGGCUUGCUUUCAAUAUUACAGCAGCACCCCUUCUAAUAUUGGAAGUGGCGUACCCAACGCAGAGAUCACCACUUGUAAGUGUAUACAACUCGCUCUACUCAACUGGCGCGGUGGCAGCGGCGUGGAUCACAUUCGGUACAUUUAGAAUGUCAAACGACUGGGCGUGGAGAAUUCCAUCCAUCCUCCAGGCCGCUUCAAGCGUGAUCCAGCUGCUCCUGUGCUGGUGCAUAGAGGAAUCGCCCCGUUGGCUUGUUGCGAAAGACCGCAUCGAGAGCGCACAUGCCCUCGUCACGAAGUACCACGCUGCUGGCAACCCCGAGGACCCCAUCGUGGCCCUAGAAAUUGCCGAGAUCAGGGAAGCGCUCCGACUGGAGACGGAGGCGGCCAAAACAACUUCCUAUCUCACCUUUUUCAAGACAGCGGGCAACAGACACCGAUUCUUCAUCAUCCUCGCUGUCGGGUUCUUCUCGCAGUGGAGCGGCAACGGCCUCAUCUCGUACUACCUUACGCUGAUCCUGGAUUCCAUUGGGUACGAGUCGGAAGCUACGCAGACGCUCAUCAACGCCUUGCUUCAGAUUUGGAGUUUGAUCUGGGGCGUUGCAUUUGCUUUGGUUGUGAACAGAUUUGGCAGAAGGGUCAUGUUUAUUACUUCCACCGUUGGGAUUCUUCUAGUAUAUAUCGUGUGGACUGCUUUGGAAGCAACUUAUGAGAAGGAGACGGAACUGAAUGGACAAGGCUCCCCGGGAGUGGCUAAAGGCGUCCUAGCCAUGAUUUUCCUCUACAAUUUCUUCUUCUCCAUCGGCUGGGCCCCGCUCCAAGUGACCUACGUCGUUGAAAUCUUGCCAUACAAUCUUCGCGCCAGAGGACUUGUCCUUUAUAACUUGUUCGUGGCGCUCGCUCUGAUAUUCAAUCAAUACGUUAACCCUGUUGGCGUCACCAAUUCGAAAUGGAAAUACUACGUUACGUAUGAUGUGUGGCUUUUCGUGGAACUUGUCGUCGUCUAUUUUCUGUUUGUUGAGACGGGCGGAAAGAGUUUGGAGGAGACCGCGGCUUUGCUCGAUGGCGAGGCGAUAACUGAGAAGCUACAGGAAAAUGCAAAGCAAGCAGCAGAGGAAAUCACAGUCCACGUGUUUGAUGAGAAGAGAAGGCAAGGCGAGGCAUGA
Messenger RNA from Lasiodiplodia theobromae, 1548 nucleotides. RefSeq names its product Lactose permease. Lineage: Eukaryota; Fungi; Ascomycota; Dothideomycetes; Botryosphaeriales; Botryosphaeriaceae. The coding region runs from base 1 to 1548 and encodes 515 amino acids. The transcript has 8 exons. The record is from RefSeq and is a predicted model, not a curated record. Gene Ontology annotation, molecular function: carbohydrate:proton symporter activity. Gene Ontology annotation, cellular component: membrane. Gene Ontology annotation, biological process: transmembrane transport; carbohydrate transport.